AUGAUCCUUGUGUUUAGCUUUUUAGUCAUCUUGUGUCAGCAAGUGUUUUUAACUUAACCAACGUUUUAACUUGCCCAGCUUUUUUAACUAAACCAGUGUUUUUAGCCAUUUUCAUUGACCAUUGAGUUUCUCCUUUCGUCCAUCUUCCUUUUAGUGUGCCAUCAUCCCCGACAUGGAUAAAGACAUUUCCGAAAUUACCGAUAAAUGGAAAAAUAUGAACCAGACGCACAUUGAUACAGAUGAAAAAAUCGGACCCUACCUUGACAAGUACUUCAUGAAAUACAAGAAAACGAUUUAUGACAGUGCUCUAUCAUUAUUCUAUGCUUUGGAUACCCGCAAUUUAAGAAAGUCACAUAAACACGAACCUAUCAGUAUUCAAGCGUUAAAAUGCUUCAAAGAUUUUGUGGAUAGAAACCAAGCAACUAUAGAGGAAGCGUUUCUGGAACAGAAAGUAAUUUUGCCGGCCUGUCAAUUCGCAAUCUAUAGAGAAAGUGAAACUUGGAUCAGCACAAUCUGUAAAUAUUAUCAUGUGGAAAGUUUACCUAAGGCGGAUAGGAUUCGUUUGCUUCAGAAAACGGUUAAUGAGAAAAAAUUUUCAUCUGCAGCAUGGUUUGCUAUAUAUGCUAAGGUUAUUCGUGAAUUUAAUUUACAAGAUAUUUAUGUCCCUUUGAUAUGCCAAACUAGAAUCAGUGUGGUUGAACAAUUGAUGAAACAAGAUCCAGCUAUCGCUCAGGAUGUUGUUGCAUGUAUGGAUAAAUAUAUUGAUAAUGCAGGAGAGUUGGCGUCUUUUGCUCGAGAUAUUCCUGGCGCUAAUUUUUGCCUGCUCAAUGAUAAAGGAAUAGCUAAAUUUGCUAAACGUUUGGCUCGAGAGUAUAAAGUCCCAAUACAAAUUUGCCCCAGAAUAGAUUACAAUGCUAAAAUGAAUGCCAUUAAAUUCCUUUUCAGGCGAAGGUACGAACAGCGCAAACCUAUGGACAAAAGGACUUGGGAAACAAUGAUAGAUUCAGUGUUUGACCUGGAUAGUCCAGCAUCAGAGGACAAUAAUCUUGUACUGGAGCUAAUUUAUGACCUUACUAACUAUCAACAAUACGAGGAAGCUAGACGUUUGGCUCAUUUACAUCGUAUACCAGAAAACAAGUGGCCAAAGUUACUAUUAAGUAACCGUUCUAGUCCUGACAGACCUUUAUCUAGACUUGGUAGUGGGAAAAUAAUUUCCGAUCGGAAUCCAAAACUUGUUUCAGUUGAACCUGAAAAAUAUUCAGUUGACUUGCCAGAUGAUAAAAUUUUUUAUAUCAAUAGUCAUGAGAAAUUUAAAGAAAUGAACUCUUAUAUUACUAAACAUCCAUUAUUAGCUAUCGAUACGGAAUGGAAACCGAAGCUGGGCUUACUCAAUGAAUGUAAUCCAAAAGCAGCGCUAGUACAAAUCGCCUGUCAAGAUCGGAUUUUUGUGGUCGAUGCAGUUGAACUGUGUCGGGAUAGUGAAUGGGCCACCUUUGUCAAUGCGAUCAUCAAUAACCCUAAUCUCAUCAAAUUAGGAUUCUCGAUCCAUAACGAUUUACGAGCUAUUUCUGAAUUGAUUGCUGACAUGAAUAUCGAAACCAAACCAGAAAGUUUUAUUGAUUAUGCGCAAUUUCAUAAAUCACUCGUACAAGCGUUCAAAAUACCUUUACCUGAUUAUCCUGCUUCAUCUGGAGGUUUAUCCAAGUUAGCUUAUACAGUUUUAGGUAAAUAUCUCGUCAAAGAUGACCAAUACACCAAUUGGGCGAUGAGACCUCUCACUACUGAUAAAAUUAUUUAUGCCGCAACUGAUGCAUACGUAUUGCUGGAAAUUCACGAAAAACUUGAAAGCUGGUGUCAAGAAAGAGCAAUUAACUACGAAGUUUUAAUGAAAGCGCUCCUGAAAAAGGACUCGACGAAAAACAAAGUUAACAUAAAAUAAAUUAUUCUUGCGAAAGCAAUGUGAUGUUAAAAUACAAUGUAAUUUAACCAAAAACAAUUUAGACAAGACAAUAAAAAUAAUUUUAGCGAUUUUGGAUAAAUAUUUUAUUUCUUUUAUUCGAUAUUGGUGUCAAAGCAUUUGGUUGGUUAAAAUAAAUAUAAACACGAAAAAGUCUGA
Molecule: messenger RNA, 2116 nt
Organism: Tetranychus urticae (two-spotted spider mite)
Lineage: Eukaryota; Metazoa; Arthropoda; Arachnida; Trombidiformes; Tetranychidae
Product: exonuclease mut-7 homolog
Biological process (GO): nucleobase-containing compound metabolic process
Molecular function (GO): 3'-5' exonuclease activity; nucleic acid binding
Source: RefSeq, a predicted model, not a curated record